Messenger RNA from Humulus lupulus (European hop), 2302 nucleotides. Its product is annotated as patellin-3-like. Gene Ontology annotation, molecular function: lipid binding. Bases 177 to 1964 code for a protein of 595 amino acids. The transcript is spliced from 3 exons. The record is from RefSeq and is a predicted model, not a curated record. Lineage: Eukaryota; Viridiplantae; Streptophyta; Magnoliopsida; Rosales; Cannabaceae.
UCGCCACUCUCUUCGGAAUCGGACCCCAUUUCCCAACCUCACCACACCACACUCUACUCUUCUUUAAAAUCUGCCAACCCUUCUCACCAUUCCCCAAACUCUUCUACUUCUUCUUCUUCUUCUUCAUCUCUUUUCUCUCUCGAAACACUUGCUCUAUUAUUUGUUAAGCUAUAGCCAUGGCUGAUGAGCAAGUUCAGAAAGCUGCCCCUGAAGAAGGAGUUGUAGUUGUCAACGUUACUACUACUGACUCGCCUCAGCAUUCUCAUGACGAUGAGAAAGUAGUGAAUGAGAAGGAGAGUGAGUGUACUGAGAAAGCGGCUUCUCCCACCAGUACUACUCUCCAAACUGAGAUGUCUAAAACCCUCGACGACGACAAAAGCAACAGCAAUGUUACCGACGAGUCAGCUUCCUUCAAGGAAGAGACCACCAAAGUGGCCGAUCUACCUGACCCUGAAAGGAAAGCCCUUCAAGAAUUUAAGCAGCUACUCAAGGAUGCCCUCCAGAACCAUCAAUUUUCAACUGCUUCUCCGCCACCCUCGCCAAAACAAGAGCCUAAGGCAGUGCUAGUGCCAGCGCCAACCCAAGAAGCACCACCACAAGAACCGGAGAAGACAGAGCCAGAAACAGUCGAUGCGGUGGAGAAAGAAGCAGCAACAAUCGCCACCGAGUCUUCUGAACCAGCGCAACCCGAGGCUGCAGAAGAGAAGGUAGCUGCUGCUCCUGCUGCUGUUGCGGCGGAUGAUGAUGGUGCCAAGACAGUGGAAGCUAUAGAAGAGACCAUUGUAGCAGUUGCUUCUUCUGUUCCACAAGAGCAACCGGCUCAGCCCAAGGAGCCAGUGGAGUCGACCAAGGCUGCCACGCUUCCAGAGGCAGAAGAAUCCAAAGAUGCCAAGGACGAGGCUGUAGCAGCACAGGCUCCUGCUGCACCGGCUCCGGCUCCCGAGGAGGUGUCCAUCUGGGGAGUACCGCUGCUGGCCGAUGAGAGGAGCGAUGUUAUUCUCUUGAAGUUUCUUCGAGCGAGAGACUUUAAGGUCAAAGAUGCGUUUGUGAUGCUGAGGAACACUGUUGAGUGGAGGAAGCAGUUUGGAAUUGAGGAGUUGGUGGAUGAAGACUUGGGUAGUGAUUUAGACAAGGUGGUGUUCAUGCAUGGUGUCGACAAGGAAGGCCACCCUGUGUGCUACAAUGUCUAUGGGGAGUUCCAAAGCAAGGAGCUUUACCAGAACACAUUCUCGGAUGAGGAAAAAAGACAGAUGUUUCUGAGGAAGAGAAUUCAAUUCCUUGAAAGGAGUAUCAGAAAAUUCGACUUCACUCCCGGAGGUGUUUCUACUUUCGUUCAGGUUAAUGAUUUGAAGAACUCGCCUGGACCAGGGAAGUGGGAGCUUAGACAAGCUACCAAACAGGCACUCCAACUGCUCCAAGACAACUACCCUGAAUUUGUAGCCAAACAGGUGUUCAUCAAUGUGCCAUGGUGGUACCUGGCAGUGAACAGAAUGAUAAGCCCAUUUUUGACUCAGAGAACCAAGAGCAAGUUUGUGUUUGCUGGCCCUUCCAAAUCUGCUGACACCCUCUUAAGGUAUAUAGCUCCAGAGCAAAUCCCAAUCAAGUAUGGAGGACUGAGCAAAGAUGGUGAAUUUGGAACAAGUGAUGCUGUAACUGAGAUUAUUGUAAGGCCUGCAGCUAAGCACACAGUGGAAUUCCCAGUCACUGAGUCGUGUGUUCUGAGUUGGGAGGUUAGAGUGGGGGGAUGGGAUGUGAAGUAUGGAGCAGAGUUCGUUCCAAAUGCAGAAGAAAGCUACACAGUGAUAAUUCAGAAGAGCAGAAAGGUUGGGGCAGCUGAAGAACCAGUGGUGUGCAAUAGCUUCAAAGUUGGUGAAGCUGGCAAAGUUGUUCUCACCAUUGACAAUUCCACCUCCAAGAAGAAGAAACUCCUCUACCGUUUAAAGACCAAGCCUUGCUCUGAUUGAGUUCAUCAUCAUCAUCAUCAUCAUCAUCAACAGUCCUAAUUCCAUAAGCUGCCUCAUCCAAUUUUUAUGUCACUGUCAUCAUCCUCUUAUAUAUAUAUAUAUAAUGUUCUAUAUAUCAACCAUAUAAUUAUUUCCUCAUUGGGGAUUCUUUAUUUUACUUCCAAGUAUUUAUUUUUUUUGGUCUUCUCUUCUGCAAUAUAUCAUGGACUUGCCAUUUGUUAGCCCAUGUAAAAUUGGUGAUUUGCUGAUGUUUUAUUUUCUUUGAUCUGUAUUUAAAGUAUAUUUUUUUUGGUUACACUAUAUUGGUUAUUGGUAUGUACAUAAAUGAGAGACUCGGU